Molecule: messenger RNA, 4555 nt
Organism: Trematosphaeria pertusa
Lineage: Eukaryota; Fungi; Ascomycota; Dothideomycetes; Pleosporales; Trematosphaeriaceae
Exons: 4
Coding region: 97-4179 (1360 amino acids)
Biological process (GO): protein import into nucleus; poly(A)+ mRNA export from nucleus; transcription-dependent tethering of RNA polymerase II gene DNA at nuclear periphery
Cellular component (GO): nuclear pore outer ring
Molecular function (GO): structural constituent of nuclear pore; protein binding
Source: RefSeq, a predicted model, not a curated record
CGCACUCCAGCUCCGCCAACUACUCGACACCAGCGAGGAGCCAAACACCAGUCGCGGCGCGCUCCAUCGCGCAUCUCAAAUCCUCACCUACUCGCCAUGUUUUCGCCGGAAGCUUCGAUCCAGAGCGCGCGUAGCUCCCUGCGAAAUCCCCGUCGACGCCAACGCAACUCGGAGGGACCCCAGCAGCAACAGCCUCGACGAAAGCGAAGCAAGUUGUCCGACGACACAUACCAUUCGCCGUCAGAUUCGCAGAGCAAAGGCAAUGGCAGCAUGAUAAUGAACGGCAAUGUCGACUCUGGCAGCGUGGACAGCUCGCUGGUCUUGGUGGACAUUCCUGUUCGCGAGAAGAAGACCCCGGCGAAGCGCACGCUGAAAGAGGACGGGUCUUUGUAUCUGACCAGGAAUGAGAAUUAUACCGUGAAGAAGCUCCCCGGCUUCCCGGAGGUCCUCUGCAACGGAUCGACACCAUGUCAAGCAUCUGCUCUUUCUUCCGCCGGUCUUGCGCUCGCCUUGACGUCCGACCACGCCCUCAUGUGGGAUUACCACGCCGUUGCCGGUUCGAAUAGAGUCCUCACGCUACCCCUUCCUCCCGCGUUGAAGGGCGCCGAUCCGCUGCCUCUUGGUGCGGUCGUACGCAAUGGUCCGACAAACGACUUUGGAGUCGUCGCGGUUGCACCCUCCACCGGGAAGAUAGUAUUUUGGGAAAAUGUGGACAGCGCGGAAGCCCGGAGUCACUUCCCGCAGCGCAACCAGGGUGUCGAAGGUUCAGUCAAGCUGUAUUCGGGAGAGCAUAUAACCGGCCUCGUCGAUAUUGACCACGCUGGCUACAUCCUCAUCUUCAGUAGCGGCAGGUUGGCACAGCUGACACUGAGGGACUCGCAAGGUCGACCAAGCAUUACUACAAACAUCCUCAGCGCACCGAAUACCUCCGGUGGGAGCUUCUUCAGCUUCAAAGGACUUCUCGGCGGCGCUAUUCGCAAGACGGUCGCUUCUGUCAAAGCCCGUCCCUCAGAGUCCAAAGGUCAGAUGGAGCUCAUCACGGCAACGAAGGACGGACAGUUUCAGAUGUGGGACAUCAGCUGGUCAGGACAGCAGAUAUACAAGCGCGAGAUCAACGCGCAUACGGACAUACUCUCUGCUGUUCAGCAGGGAACGGCACCGGAGACCCGUUCACAGCACGAUGCCCAUAUACUAGAUUUUGCGAUCAUGGACCGGCAACAUGAACAUCGAGGUGCUAGCCUUCUGGUUCUCGUGGCACUUACAGGGCGAAACAUGCUGGAUCAUUUCCUUCUGGAACUGGAUUUGACGGAUAGCACCUCUACGGUUUCUAGGGCCAUCCCGCUCCGGAAUUUUCACCAAACGGAACUCCCGAAAGAGCCUACCGGUACUUUCCUGCUCCCGAGACCUGGACAUACGGCAUUUGUGCUGCUGCCUGGUGUAAUUGUUGUCGCCUCUCUCGCCGAGCCAGAGGAAAGCCCGGAAGCACAGCUCUUCUCUGACUCGGGAAGGUCAAUACUGCCAUUCCAGGAUGCCAUUUACUUCAGAGAAGACGCUCUUGUGCGAGUUGUCGGACAGGUCCUGGAUCAAACCAACCGGAAGGACCAAGUGUCGAGCGCGUUUCUAUUCGUGCAGGACUACGGCGUUCUCCAAAUCACUGCUGCGCCGCCUCCGAGUACUGAGGAAGAAGGCACGCGACGCAAGGUCACAGCUUUCAGCAAGCUGCUGCAAGCUACUUUCUUCAGCACUAUACCUGGCAACGUCUUGGAUUUCUCCACCAAGUCCAGGUACUCUUUCGGGCAGGCAGACGUGGAAAAGGCAGCCAUCAGUAUCAGCACCCACAUCAUGUCCUCAUCAUUUGAGCAUUUCGAGAACUUCACUACAUCCAUGGACGAGCAGCUUCGCAGGCGAGCUUUCGCUCUUCGGACCUUGAAUGCGCACCUACGAUCACAAUACCCAUCGUUGUCGUUUGCAGGGAGGUGGCAACUGCUGUGGCAUGCCGAAAAGCUCGCCGCAGCACAGCAACUGUGGAAGUGGUAUCAAGACAAACUCCAGGACCAGAAGGCUCAUCCCGACGCUUACCCCGAGAAGGUCCUUAUGGGAGACAUCGUCAAAGCACUGAGCGAAAAGUACAAGACCAAGCCGGACCCGGAAAAAGGCGAGACGGACCCCGUGCGACACUUUUUCGUGAAAGAUCUUGAUUCGCUCGACGUCUUGAUACCCUGGGGAUGGAAUUAUCUGCGGCUAUUCUACAUCAACACCGAAACCAAGGAACGAGCAUCGAUAAUGCAGCGGCUGAGCGAAGCCAACGACGUCAUGCUCGUCACUCUCGAGACGGCCUUCAGCUUCCGACAAACAAACAUCGAUCGCUAUGGUCUUGAGGCGGACUCGCUCCAAGACGGCAUCCUAAAAGCAGGGCACGGCUAUGACAUGCUACCACACUUUUGGACUUCGUCGCACAACAUCGUCGCCUCAAUUCGUAGUCUUGUUGACGUAGGUCGCCAUCUAGCCGAGGAGAGCUUCGAGCAAGGCGUUCAAGAGGACCUCGCUCAGAAGAUCGGCAAGGACAACCCUCGCCUUGUUAGGAUGGGCUGCCAGACUCAUAUCGAGCGAUUUCAAUGGGCUCUCGAGCAAACCGACGAGAAGAGGAGGGAGAUGGGUAAGACGAUGCGCGAUGAAUGGAACAAGAAGGUUCGCCCGGGGCACAUCUACGGGCUCAUGGACAUCGGCUUAGCCACCGAUGGAAUGAAUCUUGCCGAGCAGUAUCGAGAUAUGCCUACCCUUGUCAACCUAAUUUGGGAAGAGUCGCACUAUCUGCAAACCAAUAAAGCGAGCAGCCAAAGCAAGAUGGAGCAGGCCGAGAUCACCGUCAAGCUCAACAGGAUCAACGAGCGCAUAGGCCGCUACUUCGAGAAAUACGGCGAGGAAUGGGCGGAGGCGUACUACAUGAAGCACAUCACCGAGGGCCAAUCACAACAUCUCUUUUUGAAGGAGACCAUAAACCAGGAGGCACUGACAAAAUUUCUCCGCGCUGACCCGUCCCGAGCCAGACUUCGCUGGAUCAACGAAGUCUGCGGACAAAAGAACUAUGACGCCGCCGCAGGCGCUCUGUAUACGGCGGCCAGCAAGCAGGAGACCAACGCGUGGUGUAACAAAGUCGAGCUGUCCAUUGCAAAAUUAGCUCUCCUGUGCAAGAAAGAAGCGAGACCGGAUGCGCCCCAACAAGCCCAGCGGCCAAGGGAACGGCCCAAAGACGAGAAGAGCAGGGAAUUUGCAUUCAAGAAUGUCACGCAGCAACUGGAAUAUGCCAAAAUCCAGGAGCGUGUCUACGAGCGCUUGCGUCCUACGAUUACCGGCGCAUUGGACGACGAGUCUGCGGUGCAAUUGCUCAUGGCUGAAUUCGGACAGGGUCGCCUAGCUGAGCGCCCGGCCUUACAGUCACUCCUCAAACAGGGUUUUGAUGACCUGAUCCACCACCGGGUUAUGGAGCCAGCCCUUCUGAUCGACGUCUUGACUCUCAUGACACAGGAUGAGAUGGUUGAUGCUACGGACAUAGUUCAGACUAACGAGUUUGCUUUCGCUCUGAGGAUUAUGUUCCUCUGCUGGGACAACUUUCAUAGAACGUCUCGCCAGGGUUUGCUGGGCCUCAUCUGGAAGCGUCUGUGCAUUAGAGACAAUUGGGCAGAGAUCAACGACACGAAGGACAUGUCGGACGAAUCGCUGAAUGACUUCUUGUCUCAUACCUACGCGGGCUGGACUUUCAAGGCUCUGAUGAAGAUGAUCGAUGAGGAUCCCUCUCACCGAAAGGUGUGGCCUCUGAAGUUUGAGCAAAUGUACGGGGCCGGAUGCACAGACGGGGAGCUGUGUAUCCGCUUUCCCUCUGAAGAUCUUCGAAAGCCCAUCAUGCGCGACAACACCCUUGACGAGGCUAUCCUCAAGGAAUACGUCGAAAAGCAUAGGCUUGAUGAUUGGUUCCAGGCCGCUUGCAGGGCGGGCAAGCGGGCCUAUGAGGCAUCCAAACACGAAGGCCAGCCGCAGCCGGUCAUGGUGGUGGUCGAGUCGGAUGAUUCAGCCAGCCUGCCAGGAAACGAGCCUCCUUCCGCAGAGGCAGAGCCACCGGCGUCGGAGACAUUCGAGGGCGACGACGAGGCAGACCAGGACGUGGAAAUGCAGGAUUCGUGAUUGAAAGGCGAUGCGGCCACUGAGAUGGCAGAAGCGGCGAUGGGGGCUUUAAUAGGGCAGGGAAGCCUGGCAUCGGAAACAAGCAUUGGGCAUGGCGUUUUAACAAAACAACACAGAGACCAGUCAACGUCUCUUCUUUCGGGCUCUUUUGUACAUUGAACGUUUCUAGCGAUAGGGAAUCCGGCACUCAAUCAGGCCAUCGUAGGCAAGCCCCUGGGGAUCUUCAUUCUCCUAUCUAUGUGUAAGGACGGAAUUGGCGGCGUGUCGGGCGCGACCACGAUGAUCAUUCAUCUUUUUUCCGGGCGGAAAGCGGAAAGCUUGGGCCUCGAUGUGGCGCAAGCGAGAGGUGGUGAUAGGCGGUGUAAUGAGAUUCGCU